Molecule: messenger RNA, 3007 nt
Organism: Lindgomyces ingoldianus
Lineage: Eukaryota; Fungi; Ascomycota; Dothideomycetes; Pleosporales; Lindgomycetaceae
Product: SNF5-domain-containing protein
Exons: 3
Coding region: 174-2663 (829 amino acids)
Biological process (GO): regulation of transcription by RNA polymerase II; chromatin remodeling
Cellular component (GO): nucleus; nuclear chromosome; SWI/SNF complex
Molecular function (GO): transcription coregulator activity
Source: RefSeq, a predicted model, not a curated record
GGCAAUUCCUCCCUUCAGCCAAACAGAGGCCCCAGCCUGGAUUGACGACGCGCAAUUUGCAUGAUCCAUCGGACGUCCGCACCUCUAUGUGCCCGCGCUACACAGAGCCAUCGUAGACCAAGACACGCCCGCAACAUCCAGCACCUUCGACACGCGACACCGUGGCGGUCGUGAUGCCCGCGCCCAUCAACGCGACCCAACCAGACCAGUCGUUUGAUGCCGCGGUGCGCCAGCCGCGAAGCGCGUACGGUCUCGAACACAGCACCAACGGGAAUACCAACGGGAAUACCAACGGGAAACUGGCCGUCCAGACACCAGACGUGGCUACUGUGGGCGACGGCGCCGAGGUUGCGCGCGGUGAGAGCAAGGUAAUACAGGAAGGAAAGGAGAAAGCAAAGACUAUCCUCGCUGCGUCGGGCAUGCCUCACGAAGCGGACAUUACACAAGCCUCCAGUUCACAGUCCAAGACUGUGUCGCCCGCCACCACCGGAACCGUCAACGGCGUUUCUCCCAGUCGCAAGCGCUCGCGCUCCGGAUCCCGCAUACCCUCGCACGCUUCUGCGCAGAAGAAAGACGAGCCUUGGGAACGCUGCGAGGACGACUACCUCCUCGAGCUGUACAAAGAGCGUGAUUUUGACGACCUAUUGACUGUAACAAGACAAAUGGAAUACAGCACUGAAACUUUAACUCAGGCUAAAGCUCUGUUCUCCUAUUAUAGGGAUGAGGUACAUCCUAUUCGGGUAGCCCAACCGGGGGCCAUAUUUGGGUAUGGAUACAUGGGCUAUGGCAAUGGAUAUACCGACAUGAAGGGCCCUCGACUACAGUAUCCAGCCCAGGCAAAGCGGCCAGGAAACCGCUUGUCGAGACCGGUACGGGUCUCAAAGAAGGACGUAACUGCCCAGGCCGAGCAGAUUGAAGACCUGGUGCCCGUGCGCCUGGAUAUCGAGUUGGAUAAGAUUAAACUGAGGGACACCUUCACAUGGAAUCUCCACGACCGAGUCACACCUCCUGAUGUGUUUGCAGAGAAUCUUGUCGAGGAUUUCAAGCUUCCACCCGAGUUCCGCGGCCCUCUAAUACAGCAGAUCAACCGCGAAAUACAGGAGCAGAUCACAGAUUUUUAUCCCCACCCUUAUAUUCCCGAAGAACCUCUCGAUUCACAUUUACCGUAUUCGGCGUAUAAGAAUGACGAGAUGCGGAUACUCAUCAAGCUGAAUAUUACGAUUGGCGCACAUACUCUCGUUGAUCAGUUCGAGUGGGAGAUGAACAAUCCCCUGAAUUCGCCCGAGGAAUUUGCAAGGCAAAUGGCCGCAGACCUGUCAUUAUCUGGCGAAUUUACAACCGCAAUUGCCCACUCGAUACGAGAGCAAUGCCAGAUGUUCACUAAGAGUCUUUAUAUCACGGGUCAUCCGUUCGAUGGAAGGCCGGUGGAAGAUUCGGAUAUCCGAGACAAUUUUCUUCCAUCUCCUCUCCCUUCUGUUUUCCGACCAAUGCAGUCCGCGAAAGACUUCACACCUUAUCUUUACGAACUGAGCGAGGCCGACCUAGAGCGAGCGGAGCUUUCGAUUAUGCGAGAGCAGCGCCGGCAGAAACGAUCUGUCAAUCGACGUGGUGGACCAGCAUUACCAGAUCUCAAGGACCGACAAAGGACUGCCCGUACUUUGGUUGUUUCUUCCGUUCUCCCCGGAGCCGCCGAAACGACUGAAGACAGCAGAAUGUUUAAAAUCUCCCGAAGUUCUAAACGGGCCGGCGGUCGCCCUGGUCGCACCGAUGGCGGAGAUGAUUCCGACGAAUCUGACAGUGACGAAUCUGUGGCAGAGUCUCCAGCACCUUCGCAGCUUACCGGUGGUACUGCUCGAACCAGGAAUAUGCGUACGGCUGCAAAUGCUGCUCAAGCUGCAAUGAGAUCGGCAAUGGGAAGGUCAGCAACUCCUGAAAUUUCGACGCUACACCACCACGAAACCAGGACCUCCGCCCGACGACUCGGUCAUGAAGUCCGAGAAGAGAGUGUGUCAGAACCUACAUCCCUCGUUGUAAAGCUCCGAAUAUCAGCAAAGAAGUUCCGAGAAUACCUUCAAAAUCCAAAACCUCUUCCAAAACCUGCUUCAACCCCUGUAAUGGCUCCAACACCUCCUCCUGCUCGAAGCGCAACUUCGAUGCCUCCUCCCCCCUCACCAGCAAUGCCACCCCGUUCAACUCCCGCAAACGGGGCACAGCCAGUGGAAGCCCCCUCACGCAUACCAUCAACUCCAACGCCAGCCCCUCAACCUCAGCAACAGUGGCAGUACUAUCCCGAUGGGCGGGCAGAUGCACCGUAUCCCCUCCCGCCUGGUUCAACUUCAGCACCUCCACCUCCAUGGUUGCAGAACGCCCUUCAAGAGUUAAGAGAGAAGAAUCCCAACGACCUUUUCGAGGCUACCAUGCGCUACAACAUCAUUGAUCAAAAGACCCAGAGCACCGUCAAAGCGGACCAGCUUACCGGAAGCGCGACUCUUCCUCCAGGCAUUAAAGCGCAGUGGCUACCCCGCAUCCGCUGUAUUGACUGCCCUGGAAAACUCUACACCGCUGGGCCUGGUUUGACAGUGGAGAAUUUCGAAGUCCAUCUCAAGAAUCGUCAGCACAAGGCUAGCGUUGAAAGGCGGACAGGAAAGACAAGCGCUUCAUAGAAAUCUAACGAAAGCACGUUCUUGCACUAUUUCAUGGCAUUGCAUCAGAGUGGGGUAAAUAAUCGAACUCCCUCAUAUUGGCGUGCGUAAUUACCGGUGUUUGUACAAAUUACGGGAGAGUUACUGCUCAUGAGGCAGAGCCAGGGAACGUGGACGUGGAUCGGCGUUUUCAUUUGCCGGUGCAUUUGGAAAGGAGAGUAUGCCUCGACACACCAAACUUCUUGGAUCGUUAGGCAUAUGGCGUUGACGGAUGCUUAAGAUAUGUACCGUAGAACAGUCGUGGUUAGAAACUCUGCUUUUGAGGUUGCUACAACACGUUGCGAUAGCCAAUUGACACAAUUCAU